GUUAGUUAAUAUUUUUCCUUAAUAAUUUGAUUUUUAAAGCAAUUUUUUUAAACUUCCUUAUUCUGUCCAAAAAUUCAAGUAUUUCAUACCAAAUCAAAAUACUGUCUUAAAUAUAUAUAUGUACAUAUUUUUAAAUACCACCAAUCACACCGCAGCUUCAUCGAUCUCCGGUACAACAAUAUUUUGGACAGAACGUCAAAAUAGGAAAAUAAGAUACGCCAGUAGGAGUUUUUCAGGAACUAAUACUUUACAUAAACUCAAUACCCCUCCUUUUUGAAAUGGGAGGAUGUAUUGGGUCGAACCGAGAGAAUGGACCGUCGUCUGGGGAAUCCUCGGACGCAGCAGGGAGGAACCAACCUUUAAAACCAGAGAAACCCAAAUGGAAGAGUGAGGUCCCCUUGACUGAUGGUCAGCUGCGGUCGAAGCGAGACGAGUUUUGGGACACGGCCCCUGCGUUUGAAGGACGGAAGGAGAUCUGGGAUGCCUUAAAAGCGGCAGCAUACGCCUUGGAGACGGGAGACCACGCCUUAGCGCAGGCAAUCAUAGACGGAGCGAACAUAUCACUUCCUCAUGGGACACUUAUGGAUAGUUAUGAUGAAUUGGGAAAUCGUUACCAGCUUCCAGUCUAUGCCCUGAGUGCCCCCACAAACUUAAUUGAGGACAUAAGUGAGAAUGAGGCUGGUGUUGAUUCGGAGAACCAAUCUCCGGGCCUGGAGAUGCCUGUCAAGUUCAGAAUCUCUACCACAAACAAAGACCUCAAACUCUACGUACGGACCACAGACAGUGUUCUGAAACUCAAAAAACGUAUCUGUGAUGAAUUGGGCAUCGAGCCUCGCCGACAGCGCUGGUACUUUUCUGGUCGCCUAUUAGGCGAUAAACUUCGAUUGGAGGACGCUAAGAUUCCAAAGAAUUGUGUGGUUCAGGUAAUAGUAUCUCCUGAGCCGGGGGACGAAACUACCUGAUUCAAGUCUUUCUGUUUUAUUGGUACAUUCUUUUUUUUAUAUUAAGGAUUUUUAUGCUGCACAGCAUCGUGGAUAUUCCUAGUUUUCAUGCUUUGUAAUUGUCUUUUUUUUGUUUUUGUAUUAUUGGACAAAUGAAUUUGUAAUAAACUGUAGCGUUGUCUUACUGUUAUUACCAGGAUCAUAUACCAUUUUUUAUGCUGAUUUUUUUCUUUCUUCAAAAUAUUUGGCAUCAAAGAAUGCAUGGUUUAUGAUGUAACUGUUGGUUUUUUUAUGUUAUUCCUUCAAAUUUUAAAUUCAUACAUGUAGAAUAGUAAAAAAAAAAAAAAAAAAAAAAAAGUGGAUAUUUUCAACGAUUCUGUCAGAUUCUUUUACAUUACCUUAAUUGGAAUUGAAUCCAAGAUUGAUAUUGUGUGUGAAAGAGAUAGUUUAUGAAUUGUGAUGUUUGAAAAACAACAACAAAUGUUGAACUGUCAGUAGAGUGUUGAUGGUGUAAGAGUUUAUGUUAUUCAUGGCGUCCAAAUAUAUAUAGAUGUCCGUCACAAACACAAAAUUUACAUGUGUACAAGUGUAUGUGCAUUAUUUUUAACUUUGUAUGAUUGUUUUUUGAAGUCAUUUAUCUUUCUCGCAGAUUCUUACCACAGAUGUAUUUUUAAUACACCCAGGGUAUUUUGAGGGUGUCAAAUUAGUGCUUUGAAAUUUACAGGUGUGCAUUUUAAUGAUACAGGUGUGGCAUUAGAGAUGACGACAUUUCACAUAGGAUAUUGUAAGUGCACACGAUAAUAACACAGGUGUUAUAUAGGCUGUUAAUUUACUUUGUGUUUGUAGAUGGUCCAUACAACUCAUAAAAAGUCUUUGGUCUUUGUGAAGUCAUAGAAAAUAAGUCAUGGGGUGCAUGAGAAUCGUGGAAUAUAACCAGUUCAGGUGUCAUUGAGAGGUGCUUCAAUCUCAACAUCUUCCAUCCAAUCUUUCUUGAAAUUGUGAAAUUCAAUUAUCAUUUAUCAAAUCUGUAUAUAUUUAUGGAAAUUCAAUUGAAAGGUCUGUACAAACUAGCUGCAAUAAUGUAGAUUAUCUAAUUUUAAAAAAAAUUGUUCCCAUGUUCCCCCCCCCCUAAAAAAAUGUUGGCGAGGGCUACAUAAUUGCAGCUAUUACAAACCAAUGCUGUUAUCAUGCAUACGUUUGAAACUUGAUUCUUUUCUUUUAAAAAGUCUUUGAUCACAUAGGAUAUUCAUAUUAAUUAACGAUACACUAAAUUAAAUAGUCAUCUUACAUGAAAUGCCAAAUUUAAAAUCAGUGGAAACGUAAAAAUUCCUGGGGGUUGGGGGGGUAUUGGAAUAGGAAAGAAUUCAAGGGAAUUUAUGCUUAUCAAUGAUAAAACCUGUACAAAGAAUUUCACAGAUAUCAACAAAAGUUAAUUUAUCCAAUGUUCAGACCAAAUAUCAGUCAUUCCAGAUAUGAAACUGAAACAAGCACCCAGUGUUAAUCUACAUCUUGGUAGAGCCUCGCGUGUUAAUCUACAUCCCGUUAGAGCCUCACGACUGUUACGUGACUGAUGCACGAUUCGUGUAAAGUGAAAUGAGUUAAGUAAUCAAAAUUGACGUCAUCAUUUCCUCAAUGCACUAUGUUUAAACUUUGAAUCACUUGUGUAUUGUAAAACUUUUUUUCCCGCGAGUUCUUGAGAUUUAUCUGAGAAUCGUGCUAAUCACCCAAUGAGAGCUUGUGAGGAUGUAUGCAAUUAACGCUGAAGUGGAUGAAUAAAAAUCAAGUUUAGAAUUGUGAUAUUCCUACUCAUUGUAAUGCACUUGUCUACGUCUAUUAUAAAAAGUCUUUGGCAACUAGGUGAUUAUUUUUAUUCUCUUAAAAUUUGAAGUUGGUACCUAUUCUGAUGGAUUACUUAGAGAUCGUAAUUUUCAUUGAUGUACAAUGGUAGCACUGUGCAUAGAGAGAGACAUAAUAUACGUAGGACACUAUAAAUACCAGACCUGUUUAUUGAUGUAUAAUCAGCGUAUCACAGUGUUUUCUCAUUCUACAUUAUGUACCUGGAUAUAAGGAAUGAUGCUGUAUAACGGAUUAUCAUGAGUUGCCCCUGUACUGUUUCUGUACUUCAUACUGCUCUGUUUGAAACAUUUGAUCAUUAUUCAUCGUGUAUGGGAAACGUGGGGUUUAUAACAAGUGUUUCUACAUGCCUACCCCACAAGAUGAUCGUAUGUCCUUGUCGUGUGCCCUGUUUUUAUCAUUGUGGCGUGUUUAUCAUCUGUUUACCAUCGUUACCAAACCGGUGAUAAAUACGUCCAAACAUUUGCGUAAGUAAACAACAUUCUCUUCUCUCUCUCUCUCUUUUUUUUUUUUUUUUUUUUUGUACCAUGCAAAACGGUACUGUUGUAGUCAUUUGAUAUAACAAUUGUUAUAUACAAUGACAUAGGUGAUUAUCACUUCCUAGGUGUUAAUAAAGCACGGUAUCAACCUCCUUAAAAAGAUGUAUGUCAAGCAAGUUCUACUUUGCCCUUGUCUUUGAAAAAGACAACUUAAUAGACUUAGCAUUUAAAAUUCUGCCACCUUUAUUUUGUGUAGUUCAGUUUGACUAAAGGGAACAAAAGAAUAUUACUAGUAAAUUAUUGGAGCCUCUUUCAGUAAUUAGAGUGAUCAGUUAAAACAUGUGAAAACCUUUAGUAGGCUAAAUUUCUCAAACUUUAAGAGAGAUGACUUUGAUACUUCAAGGAUCUUGUGGCAAGCGCUUUCUGGUGGUGCCACAUAUGACGAGACCUUGUCUUUUGACUUUGACCCACUUAUUCAAAGGUUAAACGUUCGUAACAACUUUGGACACUUGGAUUUUUUCGUUAAAAAACCCUCAAAUUUAAGAGUUUUCUUUUACAUGUAUUUGGGUAAUCAAAAUUUGUCAAUGAGUAAAAUCUCAAGAGUUUCAACUGGAGUUUUUAAAAAAAGAGAAAUCCGGGUAUGCUCUCUCCAAUCAUGUUACAUACUUGUAUAACAAAAAGUGUUAAAAUGGGCUCUACUGUCGAUGUGUGCAUCAACGAACACAUGUUGAUUUUUUUUAAAAUAUACCAUUUUGUUCGGUGUCGUUAUCAAUUUCAUGACGUUGGGUAAAGUAGGGAAUGACCUAAGCUUGUAACAUUUUGUAUUGAAUGAAUUCUGAUAUUCUCUAAAAAUUUAAUUAUUAUUUUUUAUAAAUAAACCAAAUUUCACCGCCAGAGGUGAGGACCAAUGACUGAAAUGGUGGCGGGGGGGAUCCUGUCUUCAAACACUUUUAGUAGGAAUGGUUAGUUCAAAGAUGAAAAACAAAAUUAAAUUUAGACCGUGCAAUAUAACAUUUUUAGCUGAAGAAGAGCAGUGUUGAGGUCUGGUUUAUUUAUGUUUGUGCAAUAUACCGGAAAUGGGAAAUCUUGUGAUCCAUAACAUCCGUUAUAGUCACGUGUUUUGUGAUGUUUAGAAAGUGAACUAAAAUAUUCUUGUAUUGCUUGAUAUUUGUUAACACAAUAAAAUUUAUUUCUCCAUGUAAA
This is a messenger RNA of Ostrea edulis (European flat oyster), 4477 nucleotides long. RefSeq names its product ubiquitin domain-containing protein 2-like. The record is from RefSeq and is a predicted model, not a curated record. NCBI's taxonomy places the organism in Eukaryota, Metazoa, Mollusca, Bivalvia, Ostreida, Ostreidae. Gene Ontology annotation, molecular function: protein binding. The transcript is spliced from 3 exons. The coding region runs from base 279 to 962 and encodes 227 amino acids.